Cherax quadricarinatus is the source of this 1631-nucleotide messenger RNA. RefSeq names its product facilitated trehalose transporter Tret1. The record is from RefSeq and is a predicted model, not a curated record. Gene Ontology annotation, molecular function: transmembrane transporter activity. Lineage: Eukaryota; Metazoa; Arthropoda; Malacostraca; Decapoda; Parastacidae. Gene Ontology annotation, biological process: transmembrane transport. Gene Ontology annotation, cellular component: membrane.
GCCCGCAGUAGGUGCGCAGUGCCCACUCACCCACCGGUGAGGGCUCUCGGAGGAGGUCGGCUUUGCCUCAGUGUUUGGAACACUGGUAAUGGCACUUGUGCAAGUAGGACAUGGCACUCUUCUGGCAUUCUCGGGCAUCACGCUGCCACAGUUCACUGACCCGCAGACAAAAGAUCUCUUCCUAAACCAGUCACAAACAGCCUUCUUUGGAAGCCUUGGAUACCUGGGAGAAGCUGUUGGGUUUUGUGUGAGUGGACCACUAGUAGUGAAACUUGGUCGUCGAGUGACUCUCCUGGUGACCCUGCCCAUCACUGCGGCUUCAUGGCUGAGCCUCGCUCUUUCUCCAACUGUCUGGCUGCUCUUAACUAGUCGCACAAUUCUGGGUAUCACCGGAGGUAUCAUCCUUACCUCUACUUUCCUGUACAUCAUCGAAAUUGCUCAUAAGAACAUUCGUGGAAUUCUUUCUGGAAUCCUUAACUUAACUAGGUUAAUGGGACUUCUAAUGGUGUCUUCUCUAGGAGUUUCUAAGCUCGACUGGCGACAAAUUGGCUUCGUUUGUUGCGGAGUGCCUGCACUUUCUUUCUUUUGCCUCAUCUUACUGCCUAACUCUCCUCGUUGGCUCGUCACUCAAGGUCGUCUUAGCGAAGCUCAGAAAGCUCUUGUUUUUUUUAGAGGUAAACAUUAUGACUCUGAGCCAGAAUUACAGGAUAUCACUCAACAAAUUAGCAAUGUAGAUAAGAAAUUGAACAGUUCAUGGCAACAAAUGCAGCUGCUGUUUGAGCCAUCAACUGCUCGUAUGUUCUUGUUAUUGAUUGUUUUAUAUCUCAUGGUAAGUGUGAAUGGGUGUCAUAUAAUAAUGGCAUAUUUAGUGCCUAUUUUCCAGGCAAUGGACUCCACCCUUGAUCCAUACAACAGUGCCAUCAUGUUUUACGUUGUUAGGAUUUUUGGUUCUUUAGUUCACGUCUGUGUAAUUGACCGUCUGGGACGCAAACCACUGAUCAUAGUUUCUUAUUCUUUGUGCUCGUUAUGUAUGGUUACUUAUGGUGCAUACUUUUACAUGCAUAAGACAGGAAAUGUUAGUGAUAUGGGAUGGAUACCACUUACAGCAACAAUGGUGUCUAUCUUCUUUUUCGGCAUUGGCCAGCCUGCUUUAUUAAUACUGAGUGGGGAACUUUUGCCUAUAUCUUGCCGAUCUAUUGGAAGUUCAAUGUUAUCCUUUUCAUUAGCGUGUGGAGCAUUUGUAUCAACUUACACUUAUCCUAUGACAGUAGAAGCACUUGGUGAACACGGGACUUUCUGGCUCUUCAGUGGUGCCAGUUCAGUGAUAACCUUCGUCAGCGCUGUUGCUUUACCAGAGACUCGUGGACGCUCACUGGAAGAGAUUACGGGAAAUCUCAUUAACAAUUGGCACCAAACAACAAAACUCUGAAAUUAACAACAACACUGCCGUAGCCUCCCACUGUAUAUAUACAUGAAUAUAUGGGAUGUUUACUAUAAUAUAUACCAGCUGUUAUUCUUUCGCUAUUAUUCAUUUAUGAACAAAACUUUUCAGAUCUUUAUCAUAUCAUUAAAUCCAUUGUUCACAUUUAAUUUCUGAUGUAAUGUAACAGAGAACCUUAGGAAUAAAAAGA